Messenger RNA from Oreochromis aureus, 693 nucleotides. Its product is annotated as tripartite motif-containing protein 29-like. The record is from RefSeq and is a predicted model, not a curated record. NCBI's taxonomy places the organism in Eukaryota, Metazoa, Chordata, Actinopteri, Cichliformes, Cichlidae. Gene Ontology annotation, molecular function: zinc ion binding. The annotation marks the transcript as partial. The transcript has a single exon.
AACACCAUGUUAGCAGCUUUAGUGGAGCAGCUGAAGAAGACUGGACUCCAAGCUGCUCCAGCUGAUCACUGCUAUGCUGGACCUGAAGAUGUGGCCUGUGAUGUCUGCACUGGGAGGAAGCUGAAAGCCAUCAAGUCCUGUUUAGUCUGUCCAGCCUCUUACUGUGAGAAACACCUCCAACCUCACUAUGAUGCAGCUCCAUUAAAGAAACACAAGCUGGUGGCCCCCUCCAAGAAGCUCCAGGAGAACAUCUGCUCUCGUCAUGAUGAGGUGAUGAAGAUUUUCUGUCGUACUGAUCAGCAGAGUAUCUGUUAUCUCUGCACAAUGGAUGAACAUAAAGGCCAUGAAACAGUCCCAGCUGCAGCAGAAAGGACUGAGAAGCAGAAGGAGCUCGAGGUGAGACGACUAAACAUCCAGCAGAGAAUCCAGGAGCGAGAGAAAGAUGUGAAGCUGCUUCAACAGGAGGUGGAGGCCAUCAAUGGCUCUGCUGAUAAAGCAGUGGAGGACAGUGAGAAGAUGUUCACUGAGCUGAUCCGUCUCAUCCAGAAAAGAAGCUCUGAUGUGAAGCAGCAGGUCAGAUCCCAGCAGGAAACUGAAGUGAGUCGAGUCAAAGAGCUUCAGGAGAAGCUGGAGCAGGAGAUCGCUGAGCUGAAGAGGAAAGGCGGCGAGCUGGAGCAGCUCUCACACACAGAG